This is a messenger RNA of Angiostrongylus costaricensis, 699 nucleotides long. Lineage: Eukaryota; Metazoa; Nematoda; Chromadorea; Rhabditida; Metastrongylidae. The record is from the annotation of a GenBank genome assembly.
AUGGCAGUGGAUUGCAAAGUGCUGACGGCUGCUGGCAAUAUAAUGAUUUCUGGAAUAUAUUUCUAUCAUGUGGUUAUGUACUCGGUGACGACGAUUCUUGUUCUUUACAGAAAAGACACAUUUCACCCAUUCUUCUGCGUUCUAUUGGCAUUCUUCUGCCUAAGCUAUGCACUCUCGGACUUUCUCGAAAUGUUCUGCACGAGUGUCCAGCUCUUCGGUAAUGUUGAAGACAAUGUCGUAAGGAUAAUUAAAAAACUCGGAGAGUUAUUUUAUGUGUACGCUUCUCCCUGUGCUAUUUUGCUUGUUGUUGAGAGGGUGGUUGCCACACUCUACUCGGUUCAGUACGAACAACUAAGGCCAUGGUCACUAUUCUGGAUAGGACAAGUGUUCUGCGUAAUCUUCGCUUUUCUCGUUGUGUUUUGCCAAUACUGGAUCGAAUUCAACUACAACAUUCAGCAAUGGGCGUUACUUGCAAUUCAGUUGGCUAUACUCAGCCUCCGUGCUUGCGCUGAAGCGUUGAUUCCUAUCUCGAUACUAGUUCUUCAUCCUUGCUUCAAGAAGAUGAUCAAUAUUAGUUUUCGCUGGUGUCAAAUAGGCAAAUUCUUCUGCAAAAAUAAAAGAGAUUCCGGCACGAUGAUCGGUGGAGUGCAAAUCUCGGACAUCUACUUCAACAAUCUUCGCGUAAUGUGGAACAAAUAG